This is a messenger RNA of Astyanax mexicanus (Mexican tetra), 2677 nucleotides long. It is a transcript of the gene cmpk1, whose product is annotated as cytidylate kinase. The coding region runs from base 140 to 799 and encodes 219 amino acids. The record is from RefSeq and is a predicted model, not a curated record. The transcript is spliced from 6 exons. NCBI's taxonomy places the organism in Eukaryota, Metazoa, Chordata, Actinopteri, Characiformes, Acestrorhamphidae. Gene Ontology annotation, biological process: 'de novo' pyrimidine nucleobase biosynthetic process; CDP biosynthetic process; UDP biosynthetic process. Gene Ontology annotation, cellular component: cytoplasm; nucleus. Gene Ontology annotation, molecular function: UMP kinase activity; ATP binding.
GCAGCGGAUGUGGAAUCGUCUAGGCGGCACGUCUUCCUCGCCACGCAGCUCCCGGUGAUUGAGGUGGAGGUUGCGGUUCCGGACUCCGGUAUUGUCGGUAUAUCGCUCGCUCGCUCCCCCGCCCUCCCCGCGCCGGUGUAUGAUCGCCGGUCUGAUCCGCAGCUCGCGUGAGAAAGUCUCGAGCGCUCUGCGUGGGAUCGCGCUCGCCAUGAAGCCGCAGGUCGUGUUCGUGCUGGGCGGUCCGGGCGCGGGCAAAGGGACACAGUGCGCCAGAAUAGUGCAGAAUUACAGCUACACUCACCUGUCUGCUGGAGAUCUGCUGAGAGAGGAGCGCAGCCGCACGGGCUCCGAGUUCGGGAAGCUCAUCGACAGCUACAUCAAAGAGGGCAAGAUCGUUCCUGUGGAGAUCACCAUCAACCUGCUGAGGAAGGCCAUGGAGGAAACGAUGAAGGCGGACGAGAACAAGUUCAGAUUUCUUAUUGACGGAUUUCCUCGAAACCAAGACAACCUGCAGGGCUGGACCACAGUCAUGGACGGCAAAGCCGACGUCAAAUUUGUUCUCUUUUUUGACUGCAGUAAUGAAGUGUGUAUCGACAGGUGUCUGGAGAGAGGGAAGAGCAGUGGCCGCACAGACGAUAACAGAGAGAGUCUGGAGAAAAGGAUCCAGACCUACCUGCAGUCCACUCGGCCAAUCAUAGAGCAGUACGAGCAGCAGGGUAAAGUGCGCUGCAUCGAUGCCUCGCGUGAUGUGGACGAGGUGUUUGCUGACGUGAAGAAAGUCCUCGAUAAGGAAGGCUAGAGCUCCAAAACUUCCAUCUGCUGAAGUGCCAUCAGCCCCAAAUCUUCAAAAUGUUCUUUUUAUUGAUGUCAGCAACACUAUGCUUCAUUUAUUUACAUGAUUAUCUUUUUAUUCAUUUAAAUGUGUUUUUUGUUUUUUGUCAUUGUUGUCGCGAGUGUGUGGGUAUGAAUGUGUGUGUAUGUGUUGGGUGUGUGCAUAUGUAUGUAUGUAUGUAUGUAUGUAUGUGUGUGUGUGUGAGUGAGUGUGUGUGUGGACGGGGGCGGGGCUAGACGUUUGGUCGCCCUGCAGCCAUACCUGCUUAAUACAACGCUGGAGAGGAACAAAAAUUAGAGCAGUAGAGUGAAAGUGUAAAGAGACUGUUUCCAUUGGAAUGGUGUGCGGUAGCUUCUGCGCCGUGUUUAUGUGACCUAAAGUGUGUUUGAGAGUUUGAUUCGUCUGUACGAUGGAACCAUAUUAUCUUUAUCUACGUCUAACUAAGGCCAGAACAGCAAUGAAAGGGGGCCAAGCACUGACUGCAUAGAGCUGCUGCAUCCAGAUCACAGUAACUGUAAGCGGUAUGAAUUAACCAGUGUUUCUCCAGCUGCAGUCAUAUAGUUCAUUUCUACUGUAAGGUUCUGUGUUUUUUUCCAGGUCUAGAACACCUUAUCCAGUUCAAAUAGGACUUCAUUCCUACUAAUAUAAAGAUUAAAGCACAACUGUGAAAUGCAUAUUAUCUGACUGGAGCUGAGGAAACACUGGCCUAGAUCUUAACUUUGCAGCAUUUUAGGCUGGAUUUCUAGACCCAGGUUAAGCUCAAGUCUUGACUAAAUGAUGUUUUUAAUGCAGUGACACUAUUAAAGAAGAACUCUGGUGUAAAAUUGACUUUUGUUGUAGUAAAACAUGAUAAAAAGGACUUCCCUUCAAUGAAUAGCACACCUCCGCUUUCCCACAGCUUUCUGAGAUCUAGUAAUUUUGUGCUUCUUCUUUAAGAUUUACUUUAAGUUUACUCUUAGACUUCUAAGGCUGUACCUUCAUCCCAUUUUACCCAUUUUGCCCUGAUACUUACCUUACCUUUUCUUUUCGAGUGUAAAGAGGGGAAAUCCUCCACCUUAAGCACCCGAUAGAUAUGUCAUCAGGAGCGCUAAAGUUUAGUUAGCUUAGCUGCUGCUGGUUAACUAUUUCACUUUAGGGCUGUAUUAUUGUAUGUCUUCAUAUAAUAAAGGGGGUAGAUGUGCAGAAAUGAAUUAUUAUAAUUAUUAUUGUUCAUUCCGCCUUAAAUACUGCAGCCCCUGUGCCUUUUGUUGUACUAUUUAAGGUAGAAUGGGAAAGUUAGCUUUUUUUAGCUAGCCACUGAGAUAAACUACUAUAUAUAUAUAUAUAUAUAUAUAUAUAUAUAUAUAUAUAUAUAUAUAUAUAUAUGCUUGUUAUGAAGAAUUCAAAAACAAGUCAUUAAACAUUGAAACUACACAUUAGACUAUGGUAAUAUUAAAGUGCUAAUCGUCAAUUUUAAAUAAUGAAAUUUGUGUUUUUUUGAUGGGCAAACAAGCCCUAUCCCUUCCCCUAACCUACCCCUCUAACCUAACAAGAAUCGGGUAAGUGGUAAAAUGGGAUUUAAACAGUUAAAACAGGCUUUUCGUGUAGGAUUUCUUGUUUUAUUGUAUCUGUAGGUACUUGUAUGCAUUUAGCUAAGGUCUGGGUUAGCAGUCAGUGUUAAUACAUCGGUGGGAUCAGUCAUGAAUUGGUUGUCUUUGUCCUGUUGGGUCAGAAAUCAGAAAUACAAUGUACUGUCUCCUCCUGCAGCUGCUGCAAUAUAAAACACUCUUAACAGACCCCACUUCAGAAAAUAAACGUCCAUUUAAACAUAACACACACACAAUAAAAACGCCGGCUGCUACCAAA